Messenger RNA from Hemicordylus capensis (graceful crag lizard), 3571 nucleotides. RefSeq names its product transmembrane protein 68-like. The transcript is spliced from 9 exons. Gene Ontology annotation, cellular component: membrane. Bases 2419 to 3408 code for a protein of 329 amino acids. Lineage: Eukaryota; Metazoa; Chordata; Lepidosauria; Squamata; Cordylidae. Gene Ontology annotation, molecular function: acyltransferase activity. The record is from RefSeq and is a predicted model, not a curated record.
GGGGGGUCAGAUUCAAACCCAAAACAAAUCGGCGGUGUUUCAAUUUGCGUACAAAUUGAAAUGAGAAAAUCGAUUCGUGCAUUAUGGACCAUCUAAUUUCUUUGCUUUCUGCAGUUCAGUUGGUGCUGUCACGCCUGUAACUAUCUCUGUAAAUAAAAUGUGGUGGGUGUUUUGUUUUUUUAUUUUUCUGCUUUAAUUGAAAAGACAAACAUUGAAUCUGCCAAUUUACAAAGUGUGUUCUGGCCCACAAACAUUUAUGCCACCCUAAAUCCAUUAGGGUUUAAGGGUCCACAAGACACUCUGUUGUUUUUAUCUACAGGAAAUAUCUCCUGACAAUCAAACACCCUGUUACUUACUGAUCCUGGGAGUCUUGCUCUCUCCUUUCCUCCAGUCACCUUGCCGUGGAAGAAGCAGGAUAAAUUAUACCUUCAGCUGAGGGCGGUAUUUCUCUGCUAAUCCAUGGAGAGACUGCUCCCUUUGUAUUUUAUAGAGAGCAGAGUGUGCCACCCUUAUUGAGAAAUGAUAUAUUGUGACAGAUUAGCUGUAGGUUCAGCAAUGUUUAAGUAGGUUUAUGCAGUGCAGAGGAGUCACACCCAAAGCAGUAUGCAUCUUUUCAAACAUAGGAAUUAGUGCUUUCUUUCUUUCUUUCUUUCUUUCUUUCUUUCUUUCUUUCUUUCUUUCUUUCUUUCUUUCUUUAACAUAUUUCCAUACUGCCCCAAAUGUGGGUCCCUGGGUGGUUUACAAAUAACAGGGCAAUGGAAUUUGCCAUCUCAAAAAAUAUAGUUAAUCACAUCAGACAAUGAGUUAGUCUAUAAUUCCUCCUGUAAUUUCAUCCUGAUUUUCCAAGCAGCAAAGACAUACACAUUUUAAUAUUACAGACAUUGUCAUUUAUCAGAAGUGACAGCAUCAGAAAUUAAAAAUAUCAGAAGGGUGAUCUCAUUGAUAUGACAAAUAUCUCAGAAAUCUUUCUGUGGAAUCUUCAUAAGCAUGACAGUAGAUAACAUGAUGGACAAUAUCUUCUGUUUCUCUUGCAUCACAAAAAUCGGGAUUUGGCAAUAGUUACCCUCCAACCAUACAGAAAGCAUAGACUGACAUCUUAAUUCUGUGAAUGCUUGUUGAAGAGGAGCAUAGUUAAAUUCUGGAGGUACACAGUCUGACUGGGCACACCCUUAAAUAAGUUAAACUGGAAUUAGCUUUUAGCUUGCUUGCUUUUGGAUCAAAUGGCUCAGCAGAGAAAUGACUUGACUAGCAAGCCAGAGGUUGCCGGUUCAAAUCCCCACUGGUAUGAGUCUCAGACAGUGGGUAACACCUAUAUCAGGCAGCAGCGAUAUAGGAAGAUGCUGAAAGGCAUCAUCUCAUACUGCGCAGGAGGAGGCAAUGGUAACCCCUCCUUUAUUUUACCAAAGACAACCACAUGGCUCUGUGAUUGCUAGGAGUUGACACUGACUCGACAGCACACUUUACUUACCUCCAUACAGUGCUUGCUUAGUCUAUGGACCUCACUGCCACUGGUUUAGAUGGCCUCUGAUUGGGACUGAACAAAUUUACAGUGGAUGUAAAUUUGUUCUCUCUCUCCCCAUGAUUCCAAAGAUCCAGUAACUGGCCAAAGGUACCUAGAACUCAGUACUGUGUGGGGCUGCUGGUGGUUCCUGUGCCUAGUGUUGUCCAGGAAUCUUCCAGCUAAGCACCUGCCUCUCAUGCCAAGUAGAGGGUGGAGUAUGAACUUCUGAAGCAUGAAGUCAUUGUGCAAAGCCACAAUUUAAUUCUGACUCUGUGUUGUCUCUGGUUUAGCCUCCCUCUGCCUCCCCCGCUUUAAACAACAGAGAUAACAACAGAAAUAUUUCCUGAAAAUGAAGGUGAGAUGCUAGCAAAAGAAAGCUGGAGAGGGCAGAAAGUCACCGUUUUCAAGGCUUACAUUUGAAAUAAAUCCUUCCUGGAUGAGUGCAAGACAGAAGGCUACAGACAUCAAAGGAAUGUAGCAGUUAUUAAGAAAGCUGGAUCUGACCCAGAGUCACAGUUCUCACCACAUAAUCUUCCCAAAAGUGCUGAGUUUCUCUGACUCAUUAUAGCAACCUGCAACUGUAUGUGAGAAACAACAACAACAACAACAAAAAGCAAGGUGCUGCAGAUGGGACCAUUGCAACAUAGUGAUUGAUUGAUUGAUUAAGUGCCAUCAAGUCAGAGACCACAUAGAUAGAUCCCCUCCAGGAUAAUCUGUCUUCAACUUGGCCUUUAAGGUCUCUCAGUAGUCCAUUCAUUGCAGUCAUAAUCGAAUCCAUCCACCUUGUUGGUGAUCGUCCUCUUCUCUUUCCUUCAACUGUUCCCAACAUUAUGGACUUCUCAGGAAAAAGGUGAAGAAGUACCAUCAAUUGUCAGGAAAAUUUCACAUGAUUUAUUUACUUCAUUAGUAUUCAUAAAAUGAUAGCUACAACGACAUUGGAAGCUUCAGGGCAAGAAAGUGUGACCUGGUUCACUCACAUGCUGAAAAACUAUAUUGGUUUUGGUUUUCUGGAAGGCUAUGUGAGCUACAUGGCUUAUCCUUUGUGGUUAUUAGUGCCUUUCAUACUGUGCAAUGCAGUAUAUUUAGGUGUAUUUUGCUCUUUAUAUAUUUGCUCAUUUCUUUUCUAUAUUUACAAGAAAAAGAAUAACAUACAAGAAGACACCACUAGCAAAUUAUGGGACAAUGCAAAGCAAAUUAUUGCAAACUUUAUGGACACAGUUGGCAAGAUAUGGCAUGGUUAUGAGGUUAUUGGGAUGGAACAUCUACCAGAAGGACCAGGACUUAUUGUUUAUUACCAUGGAGCUUUGGUUUUAGACUACAGCUUGUUGGUGGCUAGAGUCUAUAUGCAGAAAGGGAGACACAUUCAAUCUUUAGUUGACAAUGGCUUGUAUAUAUUUCCAGGAACAAAACUUGCUCUUGAUUUGACUGGUUGCACAAAUGGCAACAAAUCUAAAUGUGUGGAAAUUCUGAAGAAAGGCAAUUUAUUGGGAAUUUCCCCUGGUGGACUUAGAGAAGGAAACUUUAGUGACCACCAGAACUACAACCUGAUAUGGGGUAACCGUACUGGUUUUGCUCAAGUGGCCUUAGAGGCCAAAGUGCCCAUCAUCCCUAUGUUUUCACAAAAUAUUCGCGAAGCAUUGAGAACAGUUGGAAAGACUUGGUGGUUGAGAUGGCUCUAUGACAACUAUAUGCGAAUCCUAGUCCUUCCCAUUUAUGGAGGGUUUCCUGUUAAAUUACGCACAUAUCUUGGAGAGCCCAUCCCGUAUGAUCCAAACAUAACUGCUACGGAGCUGGCUGGAAAAACAAAGAUUGCAAUUGAAAAUCUUCGAGACAGAUACCAAAAGAAGCCAGGAAAUAUAUUAAGAGCUCUAUCAGAACGAUUUGAUAAACAUCACAAGGACAACUAGCCUUUAUUUAUCUUAUGAACCAAUAUUUCAUGUCAUAUUUUGUAGAUAGAAUAUAUUUGCAGUCAGAAGUUUUUGUCUCUCUGUAAUUUACAUGAACAACCAUUAAAGAUGUAUACUUUCCUUUUUAAAUUUUUUAAAAUAAAAUAUGAAAUUCUAUACCAUA